Messenger RNA from Linum trigynum, 3153 nucleotides. NCBI's taxonomy places the organism in Eukaryota, Viridiplantae, Streptophyta, Magnoliopsida, Malpighiales, Linaceae. The record is from the annotation of a GenBank genome assembly.
GAGGAAGGAAAAAAUGAAGAAAAACUCUGGUAAAAAUUAAACGAAAAGACUAAUUAUUAAUAAUUCUGCUUCCUUUCUUUCUUUCAUUCUCUGAUUCUCUCUCUCACUUUCUCGCUGGUUGCCCGUUGGAAACCAAACAGUUCUCUUUUCUCUCCACUCUUUUACACAGACCUUCCUUCACAUUCCCACUUCCUUCUUCACUGCGCUCACACUCUCCGCAGGGACAUCAAAUUUAAUAUGAGCUGUUUGGGCAUUCCAUCCCACCACCACCGGUUAUGAAUCCCUCCGCCGCCGUCGACCCACCACUGCUCCAGCCACCGCAACCACCGCAGGCACACCGUCCUUCCACCUCCUGCCCCCGCCACCCGGAGGAAAGCUUCACCGGCUUCUGUCCCUCAUGCCUCUGCGAGCGCCUCGCUGUCCUCGAUCACUCUGCUUCCGCCGCUUCCGCUGCUUCCACUUCCCGCAAACCCCCCCUCGCCACCGCCGCCCUUAGGGCCAUCUUCAAGCCCUCCAACUCCAACUCUUCCGCCGCCGCUGCCCCGAGCUUGAAGCCUUCCUCCUUCUUCCCCGAGCUCCGCCGCACCAAGUCCUUCUCCGCCUCCAAAAACGAAGGCUUCUCCGGCGUCUUCGAGCCCCAGAGGAAAUCUUGUGACGUCAGGGGGCGCAGCACUCUCUGGUCCUUGUUCUCCCAGGACGACGACCGGAACCCAGGCAAAGAAAUCGACCACCCCAGAGCUUCUACCUCCAGCAUCCGUGCCGCUUCUCUUCUCAAGUCCAGCGAAGACGGCGAAAUCGAAUCAGAGAGCGAAGGAGAAGAAGAAACCGCCGCUAAUGUCGCUGAAAUUCGGCCUGACAUCAAUGCCAGAGUCGCCAUUGACGAGGCCAUUUUGACUGCCAGAAACUCCAACGCCAACCCAAUUGAAGAAAUAAUCGAGGAAGAAGAGGAGGAGGAGGAAGAAGAAGAGGAAGCCAUUGUGGCGAUUGAGCCAGAGCCGGCGGCGGUUCAAGAAGAAGAGGAAAUUUUGAAGCCGAUGAAAGACCAUAUAGAUCUCGACUCCCAAACCAAGAAGCCCUCCUCGGGGAGGGAUUUCAAAGAGAUAGCCGGAAGCUUCUGGUCCGCCGCCUCUGUAUUCAGCAAGAAAUUGCAGAAAUGGAGGCAAAAGCAGAAGAUGAAGAAGCGGCGGAACGGCGGUGGCCCAGGCUCGGCCACAUUGCCGGUGGAGAAGCCCAUUGGGAGGCAGUACAGAGAGACCCAGUCGGAAAUCGCCGACUAUGGCUUCGGCCGUAGAUCGUGCGACACGGAUCCGAGAUUCUCGCUCGAUGCCGGCAGAAUAUCGUUCGACGACCCUCGCUACUCCUUCGACGAGCCUCGCGCCUCGUGGGACGGUUACCUCAUCGGAAGAACUUUCCCCAGAAUGCCCACCAUGCUCUCCGUCGUCGAGGACGCUCCGGUGAACGUGGUACCAAGGUCCGACGCUCAAAUCCCCGUCGAAGACCCCUCGCCGCCGGCUGCGGUAACAACAACCGAAGACGAGACGACGGUGGUUCCCGGUGGGUCGAUCCAGACGAGGGAUUAUUACUCCGAUUCCUCCUCCAGGAGAAGGAAGAGCCUGGACCGCUCCAAUUCCAUCAGAAAGACGGCGGCGGCCGUGGUGGCGGAGAUCGACGAGCUGAAAUCCUCUGUUUCUUCCAACUCCAAAGUGUCUCCGGCGACCGUCGAGUCCUGUCCGAAGCUGCCAGCAGCUGCAGUCGUCCCUCCCGACAGGGACUGGAGGGACUCCAACUCCAACUCGCUGCGGGACGAUUGCUCCGUGGAGACGUUCGAUUUGGGUUUCCGAGACAAUGCAUCGGCGGUAGCUUCUUCUGCUAACGGCAAGGCAGGGGUGAACAAGAAGUCAAGGAGAUGGGGGAAAGCUUGGAACAUUUGGGGGUUCAUACACCGGCGAAGUGGGAACAAAGACGAUGACGAAGAUAGUCGUUACAGCAGGGUAAAUGGGGUGGAGAGGUCGUUUUCGGAGUCGUGGCCGGAGCUAAGAGGGGGAAGGAACGGAGAUGCCAGAAUGGGUGCGGGGUUCAACAACCCCAAGCUUUUGAGGAGCAAUAGUAGCCUGAGCUGGAGGCACUCCAACGGGUUCGCCACUGCCGGCGGCGGCGGUGUUGGCGUGGGGUCAUUUGGGAGUGGAAGAAAGAGCAAUGUAGAGACUUGUAGUAAUAAUGGGUUUGGAAUUGGAAGGAAGAAGAGAGAGGAGUUUGUGCUGGAGAGGAAUAGGAGUGCAAGGUAUUCGCCUAGUAGUGUUGACAAUGGUCUGUUGAGGUUCUACUUGACUCCCCUGCGAGGCAGCCGGAGAGCCCCAGCGAGCGGCAAUGGAGGAGGAGGUGGCGGCGGCGGUGGUGGAGGUAUUGGAGGAUGGGGAAAGGCGAAAACGAAUCAAGCACAUUCGAUCGCUAGGAGUGUUCUGCGAUUGUAUUAGAGAGAGGAAAGGUGUUUACUUUCAACUCUUUGACAAGUAAGAAGGAUGGAUGCAUUUGUUGUGUAACUGUAAGCACACAUAAUUGCUGCUUCCUUCUUCUGGGAUUCCUUUGGUUGGGGGGGAUUGGAUUAAGGUAACAGGAAAGGGGGGGAAAAUGGCAAACUUCCCUUAGGAAUUGGUUUACCCCUUUUCCUGUUUUUAUUUUCCAGUUUCGUUUGCAUGGCUGCUGCUGCUGCUGGUUCUGCAAUUAUUCAAAUAACAACAGUUUUUUCAGUUGGGGGUUGUUGCUUCUUCUUUGUCUCUCUCUGAUCAUUUCGUUAGUUAGUUAGUUCUUUGUUGCUGCUGCUGCUGAUGGUGUCUUUUGUCCUCAAGUUAGAGCAUUUCUUUACUACCAAAAAAACAAAGCAAAGCCUCUGGGAGAUCUGCAGAUGUUGUUGUCUUUCGGAUUUCAAUAGCACUCCUCCUCCCCCCUUUUCUUCUGCUUGUCCUGAAUUACAUAUACAAGGAAUCAAUCAACGGGAGGAACAUUUGCAUGUAUAGUAGUAGUGGUGCAAAGAGAAGAGAGAGCAUUAUUCUGUUGGGUGGGGGGGACUGGUUGUUUUGGUUCUUGGCAUUUGUUACAAGACAAGCCAUGUACAUCCAAAAUUGUUUCCAUUCAAAAUGAAGCAAAUUCUAAGCC